Messenger RNA from Trematomus bernacchii (emerald rockcod), 1913 nucleotides. Its product is annotated as nuclear receptor coactivator 1-like. Gene Ontology annotation, cellular component: nucleus. The coding region runs from base 724 to 1788 and encodes 354 amino acids. Lineage: Eukaryota; Metazoa; Chordata; Actinopteri; Perciformes; Nototheniidae. Gene Ontology annotation, molecular function: nuclear receptor binding; protein dimerization activity. Gene Ontology annotation, biological process: positive regulation of transcription by RNA polymerase II; cellular response to hormone stimulus. The transcript has 11 exons. The record is from RefSeq and is a predicted model, not a curated record.
UGUGUUGAGAGAUUUGGAAAUGGCGGAGAUCAGAAACCAAAGCGAUAACUUGGGUUUAAAAACGCGAGUGCACCGUCAUUGACACGCAGAUACCACUCACACGUGAUUCUCUGACUUACUUACGGGUUUACCGAUGGGAUAUAUGUCGGACGAGGAGGAGAAAAAAGGAUCUUUUCCAAGGUUUUGGAUUUAGCGAGCUGUUAGCUGGCUAAGCUAACCGUUAGCUAACUCCAAAUCGUGUGUGAUUUUUAACUACGCAGGUUUGUCAACAACGUUACAUUGCUAACUUUGUACCUCCGGUUUCCAAAGCUAUUUGGGAUUCACAACAUGAUUUCCUCAGCAAAAUAAUGCAUGCAAGUGGAGAAAUAAAAAGUCAAAACAUCUGUAAGUGAAGCCUGGUUUAGCUAAAGUUAGCUAACUGCAUGGGAAUUAAUCAUCCAGCGUGACAACUCACAACAGGAGAAAAGGAUCUUUAUUUACAAGGAGGAGACAAAGCCGGUGGCCAGCCGGCUCCUCCCCGCACCUGGGAUGGUGCCAUGUGACAGAGCGGCCGUGGAGCCAUAACCCCCCCCCCACCCCAGGACCACUGCUCCAUCAUCUCCGGCCCUCCACUGACUCCCCUUCCUCACCUUUAUCCUCACUCUGAGCCCUGGACCAGGCCGACCACAGCCUCACACAUGACUCAGACACUGGAGCCCUAGAUCAAGUCAGUUAAAGCUGAAAAUGAGUGCAGUCGGGGAAAACCCCCUGGACCCUGCCGCGUCAGAGUCACGCAAGAGGAAGGGCUCGCCAUGCGACACGUCGGGGGAAAGCGUGGAGAAGCGGAGGCGGGAGUUGGAGUGUCGCUACAUCGAGGAGCUGGCGGAGCUGCUGUCGUCCAACAUGAGCGACAUUGCCAGCCUCAGCGCCAAGCCCGACAAGUGCCACAUCCUCAAGAGCACCGUGGACCAAAUCCAGCUGAUGAAGCGGCGUGCGCUGGAGAAAGCAGCCCUUCUGUCUCCAGAUGAUGAGGUGCAGAAGAGCGACAUCUCCUCCAGUAGCCAGGGUCUGGUGGAGAAAGAGGCCCUGGGGCCCAUGCUGCUAGAGGCCCUCGAUGGGUUUUUCUUCGUCGUAAACCGGGAGGGCCGCAUCGUCUUUGUGUCGGAGAACGUGACGAGCUACCUCGGAUACGCGCAGGGGGAGCUGAUGACCUCCAGCGUCUACAGCAUCCUCCACGUGGGAGACCACAAUGAAUUUGUUCGCAAUCUGCUGCCCAAAAGCCUGGUGAACGGUGUGCCGUGGCCGCAGGAUUCUGCCCGGAGGAACAGCCACACCUUCAACUGUCGCAUGCUGAAGAGGCCGCCUGACGAGCUGGAUGCAGAGAACACAGAGGCUCGGCAGCAGUACGAGAUCAUGCAGUGCUUCACCGUGUCCCAACCACGGAGCAUGCAGGAGGAGGGAGAGGACCUGCAGAGCUGCCUCAUAUGUAUUGCCUGCCGGAUUCCUCGCACCCAGCCUUUCAGCACUGAGUCCUUCAUCACCAAGCAGGACCCCACAGGGAAGAUCAUCUCCAUAGAAACCAGUGCUUUGCGAGCGACGGGCCGGCCGGGCUGGGAGGAUCUGGUCAGGAAGUGCAUCUACGCUUUCUUUCAGCCGCAGGGCAAAGAGUCCUCCCACGCCAAGAAGCUGCUGCAUGAGGUGAUGACCCACGGCACCGCGAUCAGCCCGUUGUACCGUUUCACGUUAAGUGAUGGGACCCCGCUCAGCGCUCAGACCCGCUGCAAGUUCUGCUGCCCCCCCCAACCCUGAUGUUCAGCCCUUCAUUAUGGGCAUCCACACUAUUGACAGGGAACACAACACUGCUAGCUCUCAGGAAACACUAACCCCCUAGCCUUCCAACGACCCCCGGCAGCCUAAUCCCCCAGACCCCGUCC